GUAUAACACAACCAAACAGUCAAACAGAUACCAAUCAGUACAUGGCGUUGUUGUUUAACGACUGUUUUGUUAUUUUUUUUCAACGCGAUGUCGUCACUCAUCACGUGUUAAAAUCCAUAGAAAAUGUAUUGAACGUCUAAAGAACUAAAUCCACAAACAUAUUAUUUUUAUUAGAUAUGAUAAUUGGUUAUCUAGUUUUAUAUUUGCGCCAGUAAAAAUGAUCUGCAGUUUGUUUAUCAAAUUCUGGGCAAUUUUUUUAUUGACGUUCAACUUUCAUGCAGUCGCAGAAUAUAACAAUACUACAAAGACACUUCAUCAUAAUAAACAUUAUCGUUUCAAUUCUUUAAGAUUAAUUCAUGCAAUAUUUAGACAUGGAGAAAGAACGCCGGCCGAUACAUACCCAACUGAUCCUUAUGUUAAUUACAAGUGGGAACCAUAUGGAUGGGGGCAAUUAACAAAUAUCGGUAAACGCAAUCAAUAUGAAAUCGGGAGAUUUAUUCGAAAAAGGUACAGUGGAUUUUUAGAUUUGUUGUAUUCUCCGGAUAAAGUAACAUUUUGGAGUACCGAUGUUGAUAGGACUAAAAUGAGCGCUCAACUUGUUGCAGCAGCUUUGUAUAAGCCGAUCGGAAAUCAAAAAUGGAAUAAACAUCUCGAAUGGCAACCUAUUCCUAUUCACACUGAAAAGUUAAACAAUGACCAACUAUUAUUGGUUCGAAAAUCGUGUCCAAGAUAUUACGAAGAGAGACAAGCUAUAAUGAAUUUAUCAUCAAUUCAGCGAGAACUGCUUAGUUAUCAAAACAUUUAUGACUACUUGACUGAAAAUACAGGAAUGAAAGUGCAAGAUCCUGAUGAUGUUCAAUCUAUUUAUAGUACGUUAAAAGCGGAAUCGGAUUAUGGCCUUGAACUACCUCCAUGGACAUCUAAGGUUUAUCCCAGUCAACUGGCACAAAUCACUUCUAGAAGUUUUAUACUUAACGCGUUCAAUGAUCAAAUGAAAAAAAUUAAAGGAGGUCCGUUGCUUAAAAAAAUUUUAGAAGAUAGUAAAACCAAAAUGAUUAAUAAUUCAAUUAAUCAACUAUACGUUUACGCUGGUCAUGAUUCGACCUUGUCCAAUCUUUUAAUAGCAUUAGGAGUGUGGGAAGAACAAAUUCCAACGUAUAAUAUGUUAGCUUUACUAGAACUCCAUGAGACCUCAAAAGGAAAAUUUUACUUUAAGGUUCUAUUACGAAAUAACACACAAAUGAAACCUUAUAAAUUGUCUAUAUUGGGCUGCAAAGGAUCUGGUUGUACUUUUAAAUACGUCGAAUCAAUAACGAAACAUGUAAUACCAGUUGAUUUAGACGAAGAAUGUAAAUGUACGACACAGCAUUGUUUAAAUUUAAAAAUCAAAGAAGCCGGGCCUUAAAUAAUUUGACUUGGAAAAAAACUUAGUUCUAAGGAUUUAAGAUUUUCAACUAAUGAGUUGUUCGGUUUUGUCCAUCAUUAGUUAGAUAAUACUAAUGUAUAGACAGUUUGUAUGCUACUGAUCACGUGCUCAGUAAAUUUUAAUCUGUGGCUUUGAAAUCUUACAUUUUUAAUUAUAUUUUUCUAUGCAUAAGUUGCACUAUAUAAACACAUUAAAAAUUUGACUUUUAAAUGAAUUGUUUGAAUUUUACUUCUAUACUUUAAAUAAUAAUUCAUAUGUACCUUAAUUGCUGUCAAAAGAGUUGAGCUCAAUAUUCUCAAAAAAUUAAUUAUAAAUUAUAUUUUUA
Daktulosphaira vitifoliae (grape phylloxera) is the source of this 1751-nucleotide messenger RNA. RefSeq names its product prostatic acid phosphatase-like. Bases 218 to 1405 code for a protein of 395 amino acids. The transcript is spliced from 8 exons. Lineage: Eukaryota; Metazoa; Arthropoda; Insecta; Hemiptera; Phylloxeridae. Gene Ontology annotation, biological process: dephosphorylation. The record is from RefSeq and is a predicted model, not a curated record. Gene Ontology annotation, molecular function: phosphatase activity.